CAGAUGGCCUCGCUGGGCUCCAGAGCUCGCGGUUAGCCCCGCCUCGGGGUGGGAAGAGCCGGAGCUCACUCGGGUGAAGCUUUGCUUCCUCUCUUGCCUCUUCCUCCUAAUGUUUCCUCUGCAGCCGAGCUCGCGGGCAGGCAGCCUGCCAUGGGGUCCUGCUCAGGAGACCCCCGCCUCUGCUGGGCCACGUGGCUCCUGCGAUGCGCCAGCCUCCUCCUCAGUGCCUGCAGCACUGUGGCCAACAGCUCCGGAGCCCACGUGUUUCUGAACAGGACCCAGGGAGGCUGUGUGUUGUUUCACGCGGCCAGGGAGGCAGGAGCUGAGCUGAAGGAGAUCUCGUGGGGCUUCGGCCCUGAUUCAGCGUACACAGUCAUCCUGCGGGUCCAUUCUGGCGCGGACUCUCCCACCUGGGUCAGCCUCCGGGACAAGUAUGAGCACAGGGUCCACGUGCCCAACAUGACGUCCCUGAGGAUCGACAACCUUACGCGCGAGGACAGCGGGCAGUACCGGGCUCGAGUCAGCCUCACUGCAGGAAAAGAAUUUAACAGGAAUUUCCACCUCACUGUCUAUGCACCCGUGCCCCUUCCCCAGAUCUGGGUCACUUCCUCAUCCAUCACACCAGGCUGGUGCAACGUCACCUUGGAGUGCAGGGCCCAGGGGGCCAUGGAGGACCUGAAGGUGACCUGGGAGAGCAAAGGCCUCCCCGAGGAGCUGGAGCAGAGAGGGAUCCCGGGACCAGCCCCCAACUCGUGGACCCUGGAUCUGAGCCUGCCACUGAGCCAGCCCAACCCCAGGCUCACCUGUGUGCUCAGCAACCCGCUUGACCAGAAAACUGCCACCACAGACCUUGGGGCCAUCUGUGUCCCUGCAGGUUCACAUGCACAGACCAGUGCUCGCACCCUGCCAGGCAUCCUGGGGGCCACCGUCACUGUGCUGCUCAUCCUUGGAGCUGGACUGUGGCUUUGGAAGAUGCGUGGGAAGAAGAAGAAGAUGGAGACCGGGAGAGGUGCAGGACUGCAGGAGGCGCACAGGGACGAGGACGGUGGCGUGCACUACGCAGAGCUGAGCCCGCAGGUGCCUCAUGAGGGCAGGGACAAGGAACCGUCUGGGUCGCACCCCCAGGGUAUCGGUGAGCAACAUCUGCAAGACAUAGAGCCUCUCAAGUCUGUCUACAGUGUGGUCCAUAAGCCAGGCCAGGCCAUGAAGAUGAUUUAAGGGGAGGAUGCAGGAGAAUCCAGUCCUCCCGGGACACCUCCACCCUGAGCUGAUCCCUGCAGACGCAGCCUCUCGCAGCUCUGGUCCAGCUCCAGCUGCCCCUGGUCUGUGUGCUGUGACCCUGGAGCCCUCAGAUCCCUACGUGCAUGUGGCCCGGCCAUUUCCUCUGACCCUCCCCAAGCUGCCCUCCCCUCAGCGUCCUCAGCCCUGCAGGAUGAGGGCUCUUCCUGUCGUGGACUCGGCUCCUGGCCCCUGUCCUCCUGCAGCUCCCCAUGCGGACCCUCCUGACUGCACAUGGCAGCCUCCACGGCCUCUGCUGCAUGUCUUUCUGAGAACAUGAGCCCAGGCAUGGGCACUGUAGAGAUGUUGACUGUCCACAGAGGAGGGAGGUGGGACCUGGCUUCAGGAUGCAGAGUUGGGGGUCUGUGGAGGCAGCAUGGGAGGGUGGGGCCCGGAGGGUGGGGCCCCUAGAGGGACUGGCCCGGGGUCGCGCUGCCCCUUGUGCACAGCUCCCGGGCAGAGGGAGCAGUGUGUGCGUUGGGAGGAGUGUCCAGUGCACACUGUACACAGGCCACGGCCUUCCUUCUGGGCCUCGGCCGCAGCCCGCCUUCCUGCGGAGUGCGCGGGGGAUGUGUCUGCUCUCAGGGUCUGCUGAGCCUUCUCAGAGAAUAGGUUCCACUCAAUAGGCUGUACAUGAUUUUCUCAUUUAAAACUUCAACAGUUCGGUGAGGAGGCAUCCCCAAUGUACCAGGAGCUCAGAGUCCGUAGUAGCUGUAGGAAAAGAGCGUCAGAUGUUCCUCUGUUGGGAUGGACACUUGGUGGUGGGGUGUCGUCCUGCCUCUGCUGUGGGUGUGAGGGUGAGCCUGGGGAGGGGAUCCAGCUCUCCCACUCCCCGGGGGCCUCAGCAGACGGAGCCCCAGCACAGAGGCUGCUGAGUGUCUCGUGAGCCCACAUGUCGGUGGGGGUGGAUGGGAUGACCUCCGUGACCCUGCCUGGCCCCGAGGUUCUGAGUGGGCUCUCCCCACCCCUCCUGCAACCUCACGUUGCCUGAGGACCUGAGGCGGCCUGCACUGUGGUGCAUGGGAGCGUCUGCCCUCCCGGGGUCCUCCCGCCUCAAAGCCUCUGCCUCCUGCAGCUCUUGGGUCAGAGAUGCACUCACUCUGGUCCCGGGCACUUAGUACCUUGUCUGCUGGCCUGGACUCCUGGGCGUCUUGGUUCCCUUCCCAGCUCAGCUCAGCUGCUUCAUCUCUGACCUUAGAAAGCAAAAUUCUGAGCUAGAGGCUUGGGCGUUAUGAAGCAAUGCUCCUGUCCUGCUCGACGGGGCCUGGAUAGCGGAGGAGGAGGCGGAUCAAUAAAGCGGCUCUUUCAGACCUCUCCCGCCUCAGGCUGAGCAGGAAGCUGAAACAAAAAGCUAACAUCUCCUUUCUGGAAUCCCAGGUGAGUGGUCGUGGCGGAGUAUCAAUGUCCAUCCACUCAGGAGCAGUGAAAGAUAUGACCACCCACUGACCCUUCCCACCCAACCUGAAGCAGAGAAGAAAAGGAAGAGAACUGGCCUUUCAAAGCCUAUAAUGAAUGAGGCUUUUUCCUAGGCAUUUUACAGAAAUUAUUCCCUCUGUAUGCUCCCAAGAACUCUCUAGGGUAGGUAUUAUCAUCCCCAGUUUGCAGGACAGGUUCCUAGCAUCCCAAACUAGCUGGUGACAGAGCAAAGCCUUCAGUCCAGUGCUGGAUGAUUCUAGUGUCCACAUCUUACCCUUUACCACAUGGUCAGUGAAGAACUUGGGAUCCUGGAAUGUUCAGAAAGGAAUACCCUCCAUUCCUUCCUCUCCCAAGGAUCCUGGUCUUCUGACUCAGGUGCUCCAACUUGUUUUGAGCCCAUCCUGAUGAUGGAUGGAGCCUGUGGUGGUAGAGAGGGGAAUUGCCCCUUAUGUGGAGAAUGGGGCCUUGGUGGUGGGACACGUGGAAUGAGGGACCUCGCCCUCUGGUGCAGAUGAGACAUUCAGAGAUGACGUCCUUUCCCUGGAGUCUUGCAGAAGUUCCUUCUCCUCUGAACAAGGUAUGUUCAGCAUCCCCAUCCUUACCAGCUAGCCUUUGCAUUAUAUUCAAAACUCCACUCAAUAGGCUGUACAUGAUUUUCUCAUUUAAAACUUCAACAGUUCGGUGAGGAGGCAUCCCCAAUGUACAGAUGGAAAAAUAAAAUCCAGAGAGGUUAAGCCCCUCACAUGAGUUCUCCUGAGUUAGAGUGAUGCAGGCAUGAUGUGAGGCCACACGGAUGGUAAUUUUACUCAUUUGAUCCUUUUUCUCCCUCAUCCCAGACACCCAACCUGUCACCAUGCUCCACGGGAUUAUCCUUCCUAAUGCUUCUUGGACCCCGUCCUCCUCUCAUCCUUCCAUUCCCACCUUCCUUCCACCUUUAGCUGCACUGUUUUUACAUUUCCGCCAGCAAUGGAUGGGGAUCUCUCCACAUCCUCUGCAACUCAUUUUUCGAUUGUAGUCAUCAUAGUGGGUGUGAAGUGGUAUCUCACUGUGGUUCUGAAUUGCAUUUCCAUGAUGACUAGUGAUGUUGAGCAUGUUUUCAUGUGCAUAUUGACCAUUUGUAUACCUUAUUUGGAGAAAUCUCUUCUUCUCUUGAAUUGCCCCACCUUUCCAUUGAAUCUGCAGCAGUCGGGGUCACCGGGGAACUCCAGAUUGGUAAAUCUGGUGGUCAGCUCUCAGUCCUCAUCUCCUGGAACCAGUUUACAAGCAAUGGACUUGCCCUUCCUUGAAAAACUGCCUUCACGUUGCAUUCACCACUCACUGUUCACUUCUUCCUACUCAGCUGUUGCUCCUUAGUUUCGUUAUCCUUUUCCUCCCCAGCUCCCCUGACUUAAUUUUGGAAUAUCCUAGGGUUCGUACCCAAACCACCGAGACCACCUCUCAUCAUUAGGUAUACUCAUUUUCUUUCUGAUAUUAUGGACACGCACUAAUCCCCAGAUUCUGUGACUAUGUGACCUCCAAUGUCAAAAAGGACUUACAGACGUGACCCCUCUCCUGGACUCCACGUUAUGUCCCACUGUUUGGACAUACCUGACAUCUCCACUUGCAUGGAAAACAAGCACCUCCAGCUUGUCAUGUUUAAAUUUAAACUCACACACGUGCUUCCCACACAUUUUCCCACCCCUAAAACUGUCACUUCCAUCCUUCCAUUUUUCUGGCCACAAAACUUUGGUGUCAUGCUUGAUGUCUUCCUUUUUCUCACACCCUACUCCCUAUCAGUACAUACUGAUAUCUUUCCUCCUGUAUAUAUAUAUAUAUAUUCAAAUAUUUAUUUUCAUAAUAAAAUACCUCUCACAACCUCCCUGGCCCAGUAAGGUUAUCAUUCCUCACCCAGAUUACUGGAGUAGCUUCAUAUCUCCCUACUUUGUUUUUUAAUCCCUUAGCAUCCUGUUUUCAAAAUUAUUAUCCAGAAUGAUCUUUUUCAAACCUAAGUUGCACCUUAGCUGAGGACUCCCCGAUGGGUCCACUUCAUCUGCAAGGCCCUGUACCACGUGACCUUAUGUCCCAUGCUCCCUUUCUCCUUUCAUCCACACUGGGCUUUCUGCCUUUCCUUCCAUACACAUUGCAUGCUUCUGCCUCAGGGCCUUUGCUCUGCCAGGAGUCUCUUCCUCCAGGUAUCUGCAUAUCUCUUUCCCUGACCUCCUGCACGUUUUGUGCAUAUGUUACCUUCUCAGUAAGGUCUAGCUGACUUCCCUAUUUAAACCUGCAUCCUUCCCCUGGAGCCCUCCCUCCCCCUUCAUGCCCUAUUUUCUUCACUGCCCUCCACAAGGUUGUGAGUCAGGGUGAAUUUAACCUGGGCUGUACUUUAAAGACGAGUGGGUAUUGAGGCCUCAAGGUGUCAAUUUCAAUCUUAUUAUGCAAAUACUAUUAUUAUUUCCAGGAAACUGCAACAUUGAUAAGUUGCUUGUCCAAGUU
Molecule: messenger RNA, 5166 nt
Organism: Manis javanica (Malayan pangolin)
Lineage: Eukaryota; Metazoa; Chordata; Mammalia; Pholidota; Manidae
Product: SLAM family member 9-like
Cellular component (GO): membrane
Source: RefSeq, a predicted model, not a curated record